Thamnophis sirtalis is the source of this 1248-nucleotide messenger RNA. The record is from RefSeq and is a predicted model, not a curated record. NCBI's taxonomy places the organism in Eukaryota, Metazoa, Chordata, Lepidosauria, Squamata, Natricidae.
AAAUAUCCAGAAAAAACGUUUGUUCCCGAUGGAAAGUCAGUUACGUGGGAUAAUCAGAAAGGUUUUACAAUUCCCACUAACAUGAUCAGUGAUGUGGGAAUGGUCUUUUGCAAAACUAAGAUAGAUGGUGAGAGCUAUCAAUCGGUGAUGUACGUCGUGGUUGUUUUAGGAUAUAGAAUUCAUGAGCUCAGCAUGAGCCCUCUGCACCAAGUGGAACUGGCUGCAGGAGAGAAGCUAUCCUUAAACUGCACAGCAAGGACCGAGCUGAAUGUGAGAAUUGAGUUUCAGUGGGAUUUCCCUUCGAAGCAGAAAAGCCUUUUCUCUUUUUGGGCAAAAUGCCACUUCUGGUGGAGACAAUUCUCAGAGAACCAGCUAAAGUGCCUGUAUUAUUCAAAGCAUAUCCACUCCCAGAAGCAAAAUGGCCACCGCAAAUCGGGGAGAAUGCGCUCCUCUCUUCUGUCGAUUCCUACAAGUAUGGCUCCACCCAAACUCUUACGUGUACGGUGUAUGCGGCUCCCAUGGUGAGGCACAUUCAGUGGUACUGGCAACUGGAAGAAGAAUGCACUUUCAAUCCACACCAAGCUGGAAUGGGGAACAAUCCCUAUGCAUGUAAGAAAUGGAAAACCAUAGAGGACCGACGAGGGGGAAAUCAGAUUGAGAUCUUAAAAGAUCAGUUUGUUGCUAUUGCUGGAAAAAUGAAGGUCAAUGAACCAAUUCUUAGCAGAAAAUUCAUUCUGAAUCUGAACUCAAGAGAACCAGUGGCACCUACAAUUACAGGACACCCUCAGAAUCAGACAACAAACAUUGGCAAAACAAUAGAAGUUGUCUGCACAGCAAGUGGAAUUCCUUCCCCACACAUCGUUUGGUUUAAAAACAACAAUUCUCUGAUUGAAGAUUCAGGGACGGAUGAGAAAACAAACCUUGAGCUCAUUAUUCUUGUUGGGACAGCGAUCAUCGCCAUGUUCUUCUGGCUGCUCCUCGUAAUCAUUCUCCGGACUGUGAAACGGGCCAAUGGAGGAGAACUAAAAACUGGCUACCUGUCUAUCAUCAUGGAUCCUGAUGAAGUCCCGAUGGUUGAGCAGUGUGAACGUCUCCCUUACGAUGCCAAUAAAUGGGAAUUCCCUCGGGAUAGGCUGAAGCUAGGAAAGCCCCUCGGGAGAGGCGCGUUUGGUCAGGUGAUCGAAGCUGACGCAUUUGGAAUUGACAAAACGACUACCUGUAGCACCGUAGCAGUCAAAAUGCUUAAAG